Messenger RNA from Cornus florida, 1874 nucleotides. RefSeq names its product pentatricopeptide repeat-containing protein At4g14190, chloroplastic-like. The record is from RefSeq and is a predicted model, not a curated record. NCBI's taxonomy places the organism in Eukaryota, Viridiplantae, Streptophyta, Magnoliopsida, Cornales, Cornaceae. The coding region runs from base 29 to 1600 and encodes 523 amino acids. The transcript has 2 exons. Gene Ontology annotation, molecular function: protein binding.
AAGCAUAAUUUGUUGAGAGAGAAGACGUAUGGAUAUGCUAUCAACUCUGGGAAUCUCCUGCAAAACGACACCGACAUGGAAAUUCAACGGCAGCAGCGGCAAUAACAACGGCCUCCCCAAAAGCCCAUCCACAAAAACCCUAAAAACACCACCCAAAGUCCUUUCUUUGUCUAUAAAUCCUUCUUCUGCUUCGCUUCUAUUGAAAAGGAAAUCAUAUAAUGGAAAGCCUAACAAGAAGAAUUCCACUAAACAAACAACCCCCCUCCUGGAAAAAUCCCAUGAAAAUCAGAGAAUCAGGACCUUACCUGAAAGGUUCAGAAAGGAAGAUUCAAACCCACUUCAGACACUCAAAGAUGAUGGAGAUUGGACCAAUCACCAGUUUUGGGCUGUCAUCAAAUUUCUCAAACGAACCGCAAGAUCCAAGGAGGCUCUUCAGGUGUUUGGUUUAUGGAAGAACACGAAUGAAUCGCGAAUUAACGAAUUGAACUAUGAGAAGAUUAUAAGGUUCUUAGUUGAGGAGGGACUAAUGGAAGAUGUGGUAUUGGCAUAUGAAGAAAUGAAGAAUCAUGGACUUAAACCUUCGGUGGAGAUCUAUAAUUCAUUGAUUUAUGGCUUUGCCAGAAAAGGGAGGUUUGAAGAUGGUUUGUUUUAUCUGAAGCAGAUGGAGGAAAUCAAUUUGAAGCCAGAUACGGAAACCUACGAUGGGCUCAUUGAAGCUUAUGGGAAUCAUGGAAUGUAUGAUGAGAUGGCCAAGUGUGUGAAGAAGAUGGAAUCCGAUGGGUGUAUACCUGACCACAUUACAUAUAACUUGCUAAUCCGGGAGUUUUCACGAGCUGGGCUGCUCAAAAGAAUGGAGAGAGUGUAUCAUAUUUUAAUUUCAAAAAGAAUGGAUUUGCAGUCAUCUACGUUAGUAUCAAUGCUUGAGGCAUAUGCUAACUUCGGAAUCUUGGACAAGAUGGAGAAGGUAUAUAAAAGGGCUUUGACCUCAAAAACGCUUUUGAAAGAGGACUUAAUUCGGAAAUUGGCUAGAUUUUAUAUUGAGAAUCACAUGUUUUCUAGAUUAGAUGACUUGGGACUUGAUCUUUCUUCUAAAACUGGCAUGACUGAUUUUGUUUGGUGUUUGCGCCUGCUUUCUCACGCUUGUCUUUUGAGCCGUAAAGGGAUGGAUUCGAUUCUUCAGGAGAUGGAAUUAGAAAAAAUACCAUGGAAUGCAAGCAUUGCAAACAUCAUCUUGUUAGCUUGUUUGAAGAUGAAAGAUCUAAAGCAGUUGAAAGUCGUACUCUCUGAGCUGCCUGCUCGAUAUGUGAAACCCGAUAUUGUCACCGUUGGAAUCCUAUAUGAUGCAUUUAGGGCCGGUUUUGAAGGAAAAUGGGUUCUAAUGAUAUGGAGAAAAAUGGGAUUUCUUGAUGAGGCUGUUGAAAUGAACACUGAUGUUAUUGUUCUUUCUUCGUUUGGAAAGGGGCAUAUCCUUAGAAGUUGGGAAGAGAGACACUCCCUUGAACCCAAAGGAAGACAAAAGAAAAUAUGGACAUAUCACCAUGUGAUCAAUUUGUUUUUCAAACACGAUAAAAGGCCUUCUCAAUUGGUUGGUGUUGAAUAAAGUUAGAUACCUGGCCUGUAAUGAAUUUUGUACUAGACCCUUAACUGGCUAGGGUUUUUGUAAAUUUUGAGACCUCUCUAGGUGGACCAGAACCAAUUUUUACAACUGGUAUCAUUCAGGACUAGAAAAUCGAAAGCCGGAGGAAUUUUUUAAUUUUUAUUUUUUCUUCUUGUGGGGUAAUGCCAACUGCCAUGUAUUACUUACUAAAUUCUUAGUAUUGAAACUCAUGUAUUGACAUUUUAGGUUUCUAUGGAAAUUUUUAUUUCAAUUUUCA